Eurytemora carolleeae is the source of this 1324-nucleotide messenger RNA. RefSeq names its product 3-ketoacyl-CoA thiolase, mitochondrial-like (gene yip2). Gene Ontology annotation, molecular function: acetyl-CoA C-acetyltransferase activity. The transcript has 11 exons. NCBI's taxonomy places the organism in Eukaryota, Metazoa, Arthropoda, Copepoda, Calanoida, Temoridae. The coding region runs from base 22 to 1227 and encodes 401 amino acids. The record is from RefSeq and is a predicted model, not a curated record. Gene Ontology annotation, biological process: fatty acid beta-oxidation.
GUGAUUUUUUUCAGAGUAAAGAUGGCCACCGGAAAUUCAUUGGCACGUGGUGUGUACGUAGUUGCUGCAAAACGUACAGCUUUCGGAGCCUUCGGGGGCACCCUGAAGGGACAUUCCCCAACUGACCUUCAGGUUCACGCUGCACAAGCUGCAAUGGCUGCCGGCGGAGUUAAAGCAGAAAACAUUAGCUCUGUUUGUAUUGGAAAUGUACUUUCUGCAUCUUCAGCAGAUGCCCCCUACCUAGCUAGACAUGUGGCUCUUCGCUGUGGUCUUGCCGUUCCUACUCCAGCACUCAUAGUGAACCGAUUGUGUGGCUCUGGGUUCCAGUCUGUAGUGAACGGAGUGCAGGAGAUCCUAGUAGGAGACUCAGAGAUUGUUCUCACCGGAGGAACUGAUAAUAUGUCGGCUUGUCCUUACGCUGUCAGGGAUAUCAGGUUUGGAACUAAGUUGGGCCAGGAUCCUAAACUGGAAGAUAUGAUGUGGACCAGUCUAACAGACAUGUUGGCUAAGACUCCCAUGGGAGUGACAGCAGAGAACCUAGCGGAGAAAUAUAACAUUACAAGGGAGGAGUGUGAUAACUUUGCUCUCAGAUCCCAGCAAACAUGGGCGGCUGCUGCCCAGGCCGGAGUGUUCGCUGAUGAAAUUGCAGCUCUUAAGAUAAAAACAAGAAAGGGUGAGGUAGUGUUUGAUACUGAUGAGCAUCCUAAACCUAAAACUACCCUGGAACAGUUAGUCAAGCUCCCAACAGUUUUCAAAAAGAAUGGUGUAGUAACUGCUGCCUCUGCUAGUGGUAUCUGUGACGGAGCUGCUGCAGUUAUCAUUGCAAGUGAGGAAGCUGUUGCAAAGUAUAAUCUGACCCCUCUAGCUCGUAUUGCUGGGUAUGGAGUUGCUGGCUGUGAUCCUACCAUUAUGGGAAUAGGUCCCGUACCUGCCAUUGGUGUUAUGCUGGAGAAGGCUGGUUUAACUCUGGGUCAGAUUGAUCAGAUUGAGAUCAAUGAGGCUUUCGGAGCUCAAACCCUGGCUUGCCAGAAGGCUCUGGAUAUACCCAUGGAGAAGCUGAAUACUUGUGGCGGUGCUAUUGCUCUAGGACAUCCUCUUGCAGCCUCUGGGGCAAGAAUCUCCGCCCAUCUAGUACACAAGCUCCGCCAGAAUAAGCAAAAGUACGGUAUUGGGUCUGCCUGUAUCGGUGGCGGACAGGGUAUCUCAAUUCUCUUCGAAGCUGUUUAAACACCAUUAUCUUCAUCAUAGCAUUUUAGUUCUGUAUUUUAGAUAUUUCUUUGUAAUCAUGUUUUAUUAUAAAUGCAAUAAAUUUCUAUAUUAUUAA